Messenger RNA from Seriola dumerili (greater amberjack), 1278 nucleotides. RefSeq names its product chemokine-like receptor 1. The record is from RefSeq and is a predicted model, not a curated record. The coding region runs from base 79 to 1161 and encodes 360 amino acids. The transcript is spliced from 2 exons. Gene Ontology annotation, biological process: phospholipase C-activating G protein-coupled receptor signaling pathway; positive regulation of cytosolic calcium ion concentration; complement receptor mediated signaling pathway. Gene Ontology annotation, cellular component: plasma membrane. Gene Ontology annotation, molecular function: complement receptor activity; G protein-coupled receptor activity. Lineage: Eukaryota; Metazoa; Chordata; Actinopteri; Carangiformes; Carangidae.
GAGUUUGACCGGAGUCACUUCUGCUCUACAUCUUCAUCUGACAAAGAAACUUUGAGAAAGGCUGGUUUCAAGCCAAGAAUGGAGAAAAUCAAUACAACAGAUUUAUAUGAUGGAAAUGACUCCUUUUAUGACAUCAACUAUGACGACAUGUACAAUGACUAUUCUGCUAAGUUGAGAAAGUCUCUCAACAUCAUGUCUGUCGUUGUUUACUGCCUGGCCUUCGUUCUUGGUGUGCUCGGGAAUGGAGUGGUUAUCUGGGUGACCGGGUUCAAGAUGAAGAAAACAGUUAACACAGUUUGGUUCCUCAACCUUGCUGUGGCCGACUUCCUCUUCACAGCAUUCCUCCCCCUGAGAGUGACAUACACAGCCAUGGAUUUCCACUGGCCUUUCGGCAACUUCAUAUGUAGAGUUAAUUCCACCUUAACCUUUCUGAAAAUGUUUGCCAGUGUCUACAUCCUGAUGGUGAUCAGUGUGGACAGAUGUGUGUCUGUGGUGUGGCCUGUCUGGGCCCAGAACCACAGAAAUAUACGCAAGGCGUCUUAUGUGAGUCUAGGUGUUUGGUUACUGGCUCUGAUUCUCAGUGCUCCAUACUUUGUCUUCAGGGAUACUUUUACGUAUAGUGAUAACACCACCCUCUGCUUCAACAACUUUGUUCUUUCUGAUGAUUCUGAAACAGAACAGUUUCGUUAUCAGGCCAUGGCCAUCACCAACUUCCUCCUGGGAUUUGUUGUUCCCUUCACUGUCAUUGUCUCCUGUUACACUGUGAUAAUCCUUCGUCUCAGGAGGAACCGCACCCUGGCCAGCAAGUCGAGUCGCCCCUUUAAGAUCAUCGCUGCUGUUAUCACCACUUUUUUCCUGUGCUGGACUCCUUUUCACAUCAUGCGUCUAUUAGAGUUGCAUCAUCACACGCGUUCUAAAACAUCCGGCUAUGUCCUCUCUAUUGGUCUGCCUAUAACCACCAGCUUGGCCUUUCUCAACAGUUGUCUGAACCCACUGCUGUAUGUGUUCAUGGGCCAAGAUUUUAAGGACUUAGUUCGCAAAUCCAUCCUGAAAAUAUUGGAGACUGCCUUCCAGGAAGAGGUUUCUCACUCAUAUACUCACACAAACUUAACGGUCACCAGUCGGAGUAAAGACAUGUCAGUUUCUGAUGUUCAGGUAUAAGGUUGUUCACGACAUGAAUAAACAAAUACUGUAACUGUAUACAGGAAAUAAUUUUCAUACAAAUGUAGCAUUUUUUAACAGCUUUCCCAUUAUGUCCUGUUCUUCUGAUGAGUUCCA